AUGCCCCAGAGUCGACAGCCAAUCAUAUGGGGGUUGGGCAUCUCUUUCUCCAUCAUUGCUAUUGCGGCUGUCGUGCUUCGAUUUUGGGCUCGCCGAAUCAAAGGCCAAAACUUGGGAUCUGAUGACUGGACCAUUCUGGUGGCUCUGAUACUCGGGCUUUCUGUAACAAUAGACAUGCUUAUUAUGACCCAGCUCGGCGGUCUUGGUAGUCACUCAGAGUUCAAUGCCGAUGGAACCCCUCUCAAUCCUAAGGCUGCUAUAGUCCUCGCUAAGACAAUAUACGCGCUUGAGGUACUUACAUGGCCUGCGGUGGGAAUGACUAAAAUCAGCGUUCUUCUGAUGUACAAACGUAUUUUUAGCACUCCAAGAUUCCAGAUAGUGACCUGGAUAAUGAUCGGAGUCAACGUCGCCUGGAUCUUAACAUUUACAUUUGCGCUUAUGUUCUCGUGCUUGCCAAUUGCGGGGCCAUGGACGGGGACAGAGUAUAAAUGUGUCAAUCAAGAGAUUCUAUUUACCGUCGCUUUGGCGACAGAUGUCGCCACAGACUGCAAGUCAUUCUGUGUCUCGACCGAACAAGAAACUCACUCGUGUGCUAGUUUUGGCAUCUUCUGUCUGGGUGGUUUGGUUAGCAUCGUCGGCGUCGUUCGAAUUCACUUUUUAACCACAAUCUAUUUCUUCCUAUAUUCCAGUCAUACCCAGCCGGAUAUCACAUGGCUCUAUGCGCCAACCUACUACUGGACCAUCAUUGAAACCAAUGUCGGUGUCUUAAGCGCACGUCUUCCCACACUCCGUCCAAUCCUAGAGCGUGUCACAUAUAGCCGCCAAUUUUCACAACUUACCCAUCUUUUCUCCUCAUCGAGCACUAAGACAGGUGAUAUCCGUCUUGGUUCCGUUGAAGACUUAAAUUCGAACAAGAGACCCAGUGAAAGGGUCAGCUCCGUGUAA
Messenger RNA from Botrytis sinoallii, 945 nucleotides. RefSeq lists its product as uncharacterized. The transcript has 7 exons. The record is from RefSeq and is a predicted model, not a curated record. Bases 1 to 945 code for a protein of 314 amino acids. NCBI's taxonomy places the organism in Eukaryota, Fungi, Ascomycota, Leotiomycetes, Helotiales, Sclerotiniaceae.